CUUUUGUCAAUGGAACACGAGCUCUUUAUUCUAACUACUAUUCUAUGACGCCGACUUUCAGUAUAUCGCUAUUAUGAAUCUCCUACUCUCAGAUGACUAUCUUCUCCAAGAUUACCCCGAACACAUCACAAAUACGAUCCGUUCAGGACAUGCGACAACUCUACGUUUUAAUCGGCAGGGCGAUUACCUUGCUUCGGGCCGAGUCGAUGGAACCGUUGUGAUUUGGGAUCUGGAGACAAUGGGAGUCGCGAGGAAACUGAGGGGUCACAAUAAGAGCAUUACAGUUCUGAGCUGGUCAAGGUGUGGACAGUAUCUUCUUACGACCUGCCACGGAUGGAAAGCUAUCCUUUGGGACCUUCAAGAUGGAAAGCGUCUACGUGAGGUUCGUUUUCGCGCGCCUGCGUAUAUGGCUGAGCUUCACCCAUGGAACCACCUUCAAUUUGUCGCAGCGCUAUACGAAGAGCAGCCAGUCCUAGUCGACAUAACCGAUCCUGUCGACGUGAAACACAUUCUUCCGUCAGCGGCGAAGCGACCGAGUACCGACGAUGCAGCACUGCGCGAAAAGCAAGCCAAAGAAGAUGCAAAACAAAUGACAACUUCUGUGAUCUGGAGCACAACUGGAGACCAUGUGCUCGCCGGAACCAACAAAGGAAAGCUCAACAUCAUCGAUGCGAAGACAUGCGAAAUUAUUUACUCGGAGAAGAUAUGUUCGGGUGCCAUUACCACCAUGCGAAUGACUGUAUCGGGACGCGAAUUAUUAGUCAAUUCCCAAGACCGAAUUAUUCGAACUUUCCGCGUACCAAAUUUACUGGCCGAGAAUCUCGAUCUCGAUACACUGCAAUUACCACUGGAGCACAAGUUCCAGGACGUUGUCAACAGGCUAUCAUGGAAUCACGUCACGUUCAGUGCAACUGGUGAAUAUGUAGCAGCCUCGACGUAUAACAACCACGAGCUGUAUGUAUGGGAGCGUAAUCAUGGCAGUCUGGUGUGUAUGCUCAAGGACCCAAAAGAAGAACAAGGUGUGAUAGAGUGGCAUCCCACCCGCGCGCUCUUGGCUGCCUGCGGCCUGGAAACUGGUCGCAUAUACAUAUGGUCUGUUGUCAGUCCACAAAAAUGGUCGGCGCUGGCGCCUGACUUUGCUGAAGUGGAAGAGAACGUUGAGUACAUCGAGCGGGAAGAUGACUUUGAUAUCUAUGCGCAAGAAGAGAUACACCGACGGCGACUAGAUGCUGAAGAUGAAGAGGUUGAUGUCUUGACCCUGGAUCCAUCAAAAACUCUGGACGAGGGAGAAAGCUUUCGGAUGCCAAUUCUGUUUAAUCUCGGGGAGAGCGACAGCGAGGACGAAUUCAUCGCAGUAUCAACCGGCACCAUGAGACGCAGGAGUCCUGGAGAGGGUCAAAGCGAUUUGGAAGAAAAGAUGCCCGUUCAAAAAAGCACGGCCGGGAAAAGAGGCCGAAAGCGUUAGACAACAAAGGAGAUGAUGGGUGGAACAUUAACAGCAAAGAACAAAGGGGUCUUGUCGCAUUCGGAGGGGCUAGUUAAAGCUGCAUGGAAUAGGGAUGAUUGCAAAUAUACCAUUUUCGUCUCAACAAUGGGAUGAAUGAAAUAAUUUAGCAAAAUACAUAAAGAAUCUAUUAUGAGAUCUG
This is a messenger RNA of Fusarium odoratissimum NRRL 54006, 1646 nucleotides long. RefSeq lists its product as uncharacterized. Gene Ontology annotation, cellular component: Set1C/COMPASS complex. Gene Ontology annotation, molecular function: protein binding. The record is from RefSeq and is a predicted model, not a curated record. The transcript has 2 exons. NCBI's taxonomy places the organism in Eukaryota, Fungi, Ascomycota, Sordariomycetes, Hypocreales, Nectriaceae. Bases 74 to 1465 code for a protein of 463 amino acids.